This is a messenger RNA of Nematostella vectensis (starlet sea anemone), 4902 nucleotides long. RefSeq names its product cGMP-gated cation channel alpha-1. The transcript is spliced from 10 exons. Bases 1367 to 4195 code for a protein of 942 amino acids. Gene Ontology annotation, molecular function: protein-containing complex binding; voltage-gated potassium channel activity. Lineage: Eukaryota; Metazoa; Cnidaria; Anthozoa; Actiniaria; Edwardsiidae. The record is from RefSeq and is a predicted model, not a curated record. Gene Ontology annotation, biological process: transmembrane transport; potassium ion transport. Gene Ontology annotation, cellular component: membrane.
GGGCUGUUGCUUAAGUGCCAAAAGAUUUCAGGUUCAAAAAUGAAAUUUUGGUGCAAAUCGUUUAAAAUGCUGUAGAGGAAGUCAAAUUCGAGGCUAUUGAACGAGCUAAGCUAUUAUUUAUUCUCCCAAAAGGGCUUUAGUAUCAUGCUGAUGACAACAACAUACUUUUUCAAGAAGUUUGUGUUGUUAAGAGACCCGGCUCCAAUAACGCGCUGUGAGGCAUCCGUCGUUAAAACGAAAACAUUGAAAGAAAAAUAUACCCUAACUAUGUUAUAUAAUUGAUUGUUGUUAUUAUUCUGUUUUGCUUUGACAUAAUCCGAACCUGUUAGGGAUUUCCUGUUUGUGAAAGGAUUGAAUUAAGGAAUUUUGAGAACCUCAUUGGUGACGGAAUAUUUUAAUAAAAAGCACUGUUUAUUUUUUUCUAAUUUCCUCUGAUUAAAUUGAGCCCUACGUAAUGAGCGUUAGCCAAAUUGCGAGAUACUAGAAUGUUUACUUUGUUUAGUCGUACGAGAUAUAGCUCCCUGAGUGUUAUCGCAAUUUUUGAUAAUCCCCUGUGACAGGUAAAAAGCUUUGUGCUCGUUGGUAUAUUGCAACUUAAGCAAAAAACAAUCGAUAAUUAGAAGAGACAAAAAACAAGGACCGUCAUUUUACCCAUUAACAACAUUAAAGAUCAUCAGCAUUAGCUGGACGUGGAAAAAUGAGCUAACUGCUGCCAGGGUUGUGAUUGGUGGUCUUGUUGAGUUCUCACUUGGCAGCUGUUUAUUACGUCGUUUAUCAGACCUCGCUAGCGGCAAGAGUCAACAAACCAGGGUUUUAUCACAGCAAAUCAGUCGUGAGGGCAAGGAAAAGAGGCUCGUGUCACAUCUCCGCCGGUAAAUUCGCAAUAAUCCCACACUAUCGACAGACCUAUCAAGUGGGCAAAUUAAAUAGUCAGUCUAUGCAAUAGUAUUCCAAAACGGAUUUUCCAUGCCCUCGAUUAUUGGUUGUUAAAACAAUUGAUGUGUUAACGAAUGUAAAUAGUUCCGAUAAAGCAUCCCUAUUUCCACGAGUGUACAAAUUGUGGUCGCAAGAGAGCAAGUACUUAGACACUGAAAUCGUUUCUUGACCAAGCCUUUUCUAUACCUUGCGUAAGGUCCUUGACUGCGGUAAUUCAAUUUCCUUGACUCAAAUUGUACAUGUUCCCUGGCAGCCUACCCGUUGGCGAAUGGAAGCGGGUCUUUUUGAAUGUUAAGCGUCAAAGUGCCGUAAUUCAACUCACUGAGCUUGUUCAAUUAUCGUGUAGGUUGACUUCACAAGUCAUGUUCCUGUGCAGUCAUUAUGCGCUUAGUUCAUAGCAGGAAGACACGCUAAGCAGAGAAGAAGAGGAAUGGCGGAUAAAGUUGUGCGUUUUGAGAACUGCGCGAGAGCGGACGACGAACCAAUUUUGUCACUGGGAAAAAGCACAUCUCAAGUUGAGCAAGCAAAUGGGCAGUCCUCCUCUUUGGAUGUCCUGGGAAGUAUAGAGACGCUAAGCGUCACGGAAAGUCAUGGAAGGUGGAAAGGUUUAACCACUCGGAUUCGGACGGCGCUAGCUGUAAAAAAUGCUGUAAAACCUGCAAGAACCCGACGGCGAUCAUUGUGGCGAGCACCGACCGAGACCGUAGAUCCCUUCAUUCAAAAAUUCAGCACUCGAUCGGACAGAAAAACAACCCCGCCAAAACGCAAAAGCUCACAUAAACCUCAAAAUAGAAAUGCGGCGGAAAAGGACAAUUUGAGCACGGUAGUGGAGUUGGACAGUAAAGAGCUCGAGAGUGAUUGUACGUCGGUUUAUGAGUACGACACGAGUUGGUCCGCUGUACUCAAGGAAAUCCCCACUGUCAUUGCACCUGAUGGGCGCUUUAUGUACAUUUGGUUCUAUUUUGUCGUGUUCGCGAUACGCUACAAUCUAUGGGUGGUCAUUCUACGGAUCGCCUUCCCCGCGGCUCAAGACGAGUUCACAGUCGCGUGGCUCGUGUUUGAUUAUUUCUGCGACUUCCUUUAUGUUUUGGAUAUCAUUAUCAAUUUUAGAACUGGUUUCCUAGAGGAAGGGAUUUUGGUAGUCGAUGCUAAGCGUGUCGCCCGUCAUUACGCCGUUUCUAAGAACUUCAUUGCGGAUCUACUCUCGGUUUUCCCCACAGACAUAUUAUGCGUACUUUACCCGGAGAGAUUACCAAUGCUUAGAAUCAACAGACUCAUAAAGGCGUACAAAAGCUUCAGGAUCAAAUCCUUAAUGGAAUCGCACACGACCUAUCCCACCUUUCUACGAGUGUUCUUUCUUCUUCAUCUAAUGUUUUUGCUAAUCAACUGGAAUGCGGGUUUUUAUAUCAUGAUUUCGAGAACGGAAGGAUUUGGUACGAACGCUUGGGUUUAUCCAGGGAACGGGUCUUUAUAUCAGCAGUAUCUCAAGUCUCUUUAUUGGUCCACACUGACUCUAACGGCGAUUGGGGAUUUGCCGUCACCGGCCACAAACUUUGAACGAAAAGUACACCAUCAGUUACAAAGGUAUCUGUACACGAUCGCCUGCUACCUAUGCGGCGUUUUCAUGUUUGCGACGAUCGUGGGGAAUGCUGGGAGCAUCAUUGUGAACAGGAAUGCCAAUCGAUUGGACUUUGAAAGACAGCGGGAAGGGACAAAUAACUACAUGCGUAAGAACAGAGUCCCCAAAGACCUACAGCGGAGAGUACUCAUGUGGUACGACUACUCGUGGGCAAGGGGUCGCAUUGGAAGCGGAGGUGGUGACCUGAACUCGCUCACUCUUCUCCCAGACAAACUCAAGACGGAGAUCGCCCUGCACGUCAAUCUGGAAACGCUAAGGAAAGUAACAUUCCUACAAAAAUGUCAACCGGAAUUUCUCCACGACCUGGUCCUGAUGAUGAAGCUAAGGAUCUUCACCCCGGGGGACUUCAUCUGCCGUAAGGGCGAGGUGGCAAGGGAGAUGUACGUAAUCAUCGAUGGCAAGAUCGAGGUUGUCGGGGAAGUUGGUCAAGUUUUAAAAGUCCUGUCGGGCGGAGACUUCUUCGGAGAGAUCGGUAUCCUUAGCCUAAGCGAGGGGCAAAACAGGCGUACAGCAGACAUCCGAACCAUCGGGUACGUGGAGUGUUUCGUGUUGUCUAAGGAGGAUGUCUUGAAGGCGACUCGUGACUAUCCGGAGGCGCAGGCAGUGCUGGCCGAAUACGGACGCCGCCGUCUACAGGGCCAGUCCACAUGCAAGGACCCUCGGCUUGUAGAUAUGGAGGACUGCGGCAGGGACUCGGCUCAACGCAACAAGAACGAAGAAGGGGGUUCUCAGCAGUGGCCGCACACAUGCACACCCACUUCAGACGCGACUAACGGUCUCCCUGCAUCGUUAAGCCUUCCCACGGUCAUUCACACGUCCGCCAGGUCAAGAUCAUCUUCCUCUUCCUCGGCUUCCCUCCUGACGCCCAUCCCUACAUCCAGCAUUGCGCUACAAUACCACGAGUCGCGCGCGAACACGCCACGCAUUGACACGCCACGCGCGGACAUGCACUACGGGGCAGAGGAACAAGGUUCACAGAAAAUCGACUCGAUAUCUUCUCGUAGGGAUAGCACGACGACCGCAGGGACACAUUUAUUCAGUCCAUAUCCGAGUCAAACUUUAGAAUCGCCACUGACGGGUUACGGUGGCACAAGGCGGUCGUCAAGGGCGGGAUUACUCGAUCCGUUGCCACAAAGACGGGCGAGUUACGCGGGAAUCACCAAGGACCAGUCGGAACUUGUAUCUCUCAGGUUACCCAAAGAAGGACCGGAUAUGACGUCAUCGGAUAUAAACAGUAGUAUAGUGCGUCUGUUGACGGCUUCGUGCGGGGAGGUCGUGAGUAAAGUGAAGGGGCUGAUGGAGAAAGAGAUGCAGAACAGAAUUGAUAGUCUUUCGAGAGAGCUACAGGAGCUAAGAGGAGAAUUAACCGAGAAAAACGACAAGAUUAAUACACUCAAAGGGCAAAUCUCUCUGCAGGAGACGGAUCUUAGCGCUUGGAGGCGGGCUGUCCAAGAGCUAGAAAGAGAAGGGCAGCGCCGGACCGAGGAAAUGAGAAACCUCAAGGAAGAGAUUCUGAUUCUCAAAGAUCAGGUGAAAGAGUCUCCGUCUACGAAAACGAGAAAGACCCGGCCGAGGACGACCAUUAGCAUGACGUCAUUAUUACACGAUGACGAGACUUAGACCGUGAAGCAUGCUGGUCAUGUUCCGAAAUACGUCCGCAGGAUGACGUUAUUGCCACGUGAGGGCUGAACUAGCCCGUGAAGCAUGCUGGUCAUGCCUCACAUGAAAACAAAAUAUAAAGAAAUAUAAAAAUAUUAAGAGCUAACAAAAAAACAGUGCAGAAGCUUUCAGCAACAGGAUCAUAGGUAAAUUUAUGAUGUAAUUUACUUCUAAAACUUUGAAUUAAGUGCCGUCCACACGAGCGAAUUAUUAUUUUUAAAGCUCGUGUAGAUGCCCCCAAAAAGCAUAUUUUUAUUGGCAAUUUCCAUUUAAAAAAGGCAAGUUUGCUUUUUUUACAAUCAAAACUUGACUUGUAGAUUCAUUGCUCGUGUAGAAGGAAGAAUAAAGAAACUUUGUCAAGGGAAUUGUCUGCUGGCCAAACCACCACUGACGUGCAAGAAAAAAAAACAUUGCUAAUGAAAAACUGUUGUCGCAUCUACAUGGUAAAUGUCCAUUUUUAAUGAAAUUUUCCAAUGUAAAUUUGCUUGUGUAGACGGCCCUUAAUUGUUUUAUAUGAUGUUUGCAACGGGUUAUAAGUAAAUAAAUUGAAAUACAGAGGAGUAUCGCAUAUAAUAUAAAUGUAAAUAUUCAUCUUUUUAUUUUCGACAACUUGUAAGAUCACAGAUCACAUCUGCCUUAAUAUGAAAAUACAACAACAUUGCAUUGUU